UUUAAAUUUAAAGACUUUGCUCAAAUGUCUACAUACGCUAAAUAUAUGGAUAGGUACAAGCGGAUCAGGUCUUCAUCGCAGGAUCCGAAACCAGACAUGUCCUUUAAGAACGCUUCGAUGAUAGACAGGGAAACUUAUACAAAAUUCAUGGAGCAAGAACUCGAAAAGGUUGGUGCGGCAUUUCUUAAGGUCAAAGACAUGCCAGAGAGAAUGGAGCAGCUCCAGGACCAGAUUAUCUUAAACCAAGAGAAAAUUAAUAAUCUUUCUCGGAUUCUGAACCUGCUCCAGGACACUGAGAACUCUCAAGAGAAUGAUCUCAGAGAUAUCAAGUCUUCCUUAAGAAAGUUGGGGGUUACCACAGUCGCGGCUAAAGAUAGGGAAUAUACUAAAUUUAAAAUAAACGAACCUCAAGAUUCAGAGACAGUCGAUUUAAUCAACAGACUUCGAAAAUUAGAGGACAGAAUUUCAAUGCCUUGAAACUCCAGUCCUAGGAAGAUCUCUCCUGAGAAAAACAUGUCUGCGAGAAUGAGUAGGUCUCUCCAAGAAAUGGAAGAAAGACUUACUCAGAUGAUAAGAGACCGACUUCCUUCAGAAAAAUCUUCCAGAAAGUCAACAUCAAGGAGUAAAUCUCCUCAUGGGAAUUCUAAGACGGGCCCUAGCAUGAAAUUAAUCGAAAAAUCAGUGAACAAAUGGACGGAAAAGGUUGAAGAGCAAGUCAACAUCAUUCAAAACCAAGUUGAUGAGAAAGCCUCCAUCAAUGAAGUCAGACAAGCAAUUGAGAAAGAAAGACAUGAGAGAUCUGAAGUCCUCGAUAGAAUCAAUAAACUCGCUGAAAACUCAGAAAAAGUAUCCUCCAGACUUGCAGAAGAUGUCUAUGAGACUGUUGACCUUAACAAUAGAAAACUUAAUGAUUUUGAAGAUAGGCUAACUCACUUACGUGAGUGGGUAGAGGACCUUUCUCAGGUUGAUGCCCGUAAAUAUGCUCCAGAAAGCCCAUCAUUUGCUAAAAACCCUGGAUAUAUGACCAAAUCUGACCUUAUGAAUUUUGAAAAAUAAACUAAAUAAGAAAAUUUUGGAGAGUUUAGAUGAGACUAACUCUAUUAUGAAGAAAAUUAAAGUCCAAAGUAAGGAACUCAACAGUAGAGUGAAAGCCUUAGAACAGAAGAGAGCAAGAAGUCGAAGCAAGAGCAAAAAGAGAGAUCCAAAACCAUAUUCUUUGAAGAGAAAGGUAAAUGAUAAUAGAAGUCUGGAGAAGGUUCCCCAGAAAAGAGCUAACCCUUCUUUGACAUCAGAGAUCACCUCAAAUGAUAAAAGAGGAUAUAAUUCAACAGAGAGGUCUAUCAGGAACUUGGUCACUGGCAUCGAGCCUUAUAAGAAGCAGGCAGAUGUCGUGAGAACUAUGGCUAAGCCAAAUACCGUCUAUAGCUAUGUAAAGGAAGACAAGAAUGUAGAUAGUUCUAAGGAUACUAAAGAGAACGAAGAGAGAAAAACUCUGAAGAGACCUUUUGAUCCAGUAGUCAAUGAUUCCAAACCCUUUACUGAAUUCAUGACUUUUGAAGAAAACAAUUCAUCUGAAUUGUUUGACUUGAGCGAGAACGAGUCAGUCACCAAGAAUAGACUUGAUAGUAAAAUGAAGAACUCAAGUAGAAGUUCAAGCAGAAUUUCGAGAAAAGAGACACCGAGCAAGGAGAAUGUCAACCCCAACCAGAUUCCUCAGAAACGUUCAAGAAUUGCUGAAUUUGAAUCUUUGAGAAAGAAAAAGAAGAGCUCAAAAGGCCUAAAGAAUAAGAGAAGUAGGAGUUCUAGGAACUCCAAGAAUUCUCGUCGUUCAUCAAAGAGAAAGUUAAGCUCAAAGAAGAAAUUAAAGAGCUCUUCCAAGAAGCUGAAGAACUCUUCUGUUAAAAACAACUUGAAGCACCGGUUUAAAGACUCUAAGAUAAAGAAGAAGACAAAGCCACAGGCUAAAGGAAGUAAUAUCAAACUUGCAAAAUUGGAGAAGAUGUACCAGGAGCUCUCAGAACUUGAAUCAAAGUGUUGUGAUAAGUAAUUCAACCCCCA
Molecule: messenger RNA, 2058 nt
Organism: Moneuplotes crassus
Lineage: Eukaryota; Ciliophora; Spirotrichea; Euplotida; Euplotidae
Source: the annotation of a GenBank genome assembly